UAAAAAAUCAUGGUUGAAUGUUGAAGUUUUUUGAGGAUUUAUUUGAAUUUUGAAUUUUUGGUUUUACUGACUCGGUUUGAACUUGUUUCAAUAGAAAUUUAUUUUUAAACGAUUAAUUUAAUUCUUAGAUUAAAAUGACGAAGUUUGUGUAAAAAACUUAGUAACAGUGAUAUGAGAAAAUGCCGCGAAUCGCGAUGUUGUGACAGUUUUUCAGUGAAUGAUAGUUAUUACAUUGUUAUAUUAUAUUUCCUAAAUAAAUUUCAAUGAACUAUGGAGGAGGAUUCUGAAGACUCCAGGAGCAGUGCACCGAUUCCCUCGUCUCCGGGCAGCCCUGACAUACUAGCUGGCUACCCUCACCAGCUCUCUGGCACCGACACUCGGGCAGAUGACUCAGACGGUACAGUGAGCUACAAUGUUGCGACAGAAGACAUUGGCUUUGAUGAUGACUCCAACAACGCAGGCUCCACGUCGCGGGAGAGCCAGUCCAUCUUGAGCUCGUCCCAGGAGUCCAGGAGUUUCCAACCAGUGGUUGACUUUGCGGGCAGCGUACACCACAGCGCGAACUCGUCCCAACUCGGCGCCCCCGGCAGCUCCCAGCGCAGCGCCCACGACCACGAGCACGAACGGUCCCCGGACGAUGAGUCACAACCCUCCAAAAAGAAGAAACUCAAUGACUCCGUACAGGAGGAGGGCGAGACGUGCCCCAUCUGCCUGGAGGCGUGGGGCACGUCGGGCGCGCACCGGCUGGUGGCGCUGCGCUGCGGGCACGUGUUCGGGCAGAGCUGCGUGUCGCGCUGGCUGCGGGCGCGCCGCUGCUGCCCCACGUGCAAGCGCGGGGCUGCGCUGAAGGACUUGCGCCACAUCUACGCGCGCCGGCUGGUGGCGGCCGACACGGCGCAGGUCGCGGCGCUGCAGGCGCAGCUGGACCAGCUGCAAGCAGAGAAAAUGAAAUCCGACAUGGAGUUGGAGAAGUGCCGGAUAGCGCACCGAGCCUGCAUGAUGCAGCUGGAGGACCUCAGGAAGUCCUUGCUGAAGAACCAGGUCAAAGAGCAACCAGCCCGAAGAUCGUGGAGGUUCGCCCUGGAGAGGAACCUGGAACUGAACCGGGACGGAGGCUGCCGGGUGCUGACGUACAACUGCCGGACCAGCGAGCUGUACGUCUCCCAGCGGAGCACCAACCAGCUGUUCCCCGGCUACGGAGUGCGGAAGGUCAACUGCUAUGACUUCAAGUUGGGCCAGUUCUUGUUCCUGCACACCAAGUGCAUACGAGACAUCACCUACUCCAGGCCGAGGGACCUGCUGCUCUCCGUGGGCUUUGACAACUCGGCUCGGAUAGUGGAGCGGGGCAUCCUGAGCCACACCAUCCAGUGCGGGAUGCAACUGUGGAGCUGCUCCUGGGACUAUUUGCGGACUAACGAGUUCUAUGUUGGAGGAGUGGGCGGUGAGAUCCAGCAGUACGACAUCCGGAACCCCAGCACCUGUCUGCAGAAGCUGAAGAAGGGCGGCGACUGCUCGCCCACCAUCUCGCUGGCCUCCACCGAGCACGGGCUGCUCAGCUGCCAGAUCAACUCCAGCUGGCUGUGGCGCCAGGACGCGCGGCAGUGGGCCGCGACCGGCCUGCCGCUCGCCGGGCCCUUCGUGUCCAUGGCGUACGACGGCGACAACCACAAGGUGUUGCUGACGUGCCGGGCCGGAGCCACCGAACGCUCUCGGCUCAGUUUGUUCAAAGUGAAAAGUGUGAACAGUGAAGUGGUGGUGGAGUACGAGAAGACUUUCCCGGGGUCCACCCGGACCAACAUAAUGUGUAGGAGUGCGUUCGUCAAAGCCCCGGGUGCUACCUGGGUAGCGGGGCACUCGGAGAGUGAUGCCACGUUGUACCUGCACGGGCUGGAUGGCUCCAAGACGGUGAGUCUGCCCGCCUCCGAGCCCACCCUGGACGUGUGCGCCGCUCAGGGGGACCCGAGCGGCGCACAGGGGAUGCUACUCGCAGCCGUGUCCGACUCCAGAUUGAGGCUGUACAAAGCUUUUCCGGUCCCUUGAUGUGUUGUGGUAUACAGGCAGUGGCGUGCACAAAGUGUUCAACUAGGGUAUGCACCAGUAGCACCCAUUUAUCGAGGAAGGCUAUAGGAUAUAUAUUAUCCUUGUAUUCCUACAGGAACGAGGACCACGCGGGUGAAACCGCGCGGCGUCAGCUAGUACUUUAAUAAUUAUCGAAAUCAAUAUGCUACAACGUUUUACAACAUUUUAAAUCCAUCUUGCUCUUGCAAUCUAAGCGAGUGCGUACAUGGUUAAUCUCAAAAAUGAGAUUGAUCGCCGUGAACGAAAAAAAAACGGUCAGGAGCAUAGUUAACUAAAAUCACAAAGUCGAACGUACUAGUUAGUUUUGUAAUUUUGAUGAGUUAGCAAUAAACUAAUAGUGAAUACAAUAUGAUGUGACUUAAAAAUCAUUAAUAGCUAGUUGGUAAUUUUCGUGUAUAUCCACUAAAGUUACUCAAAGUUAAUGAAUAGUUCAGCCGGCCUCAAAUGGCAGUGGCUUUCACAAUAAACCUGAGUAAUUUUAGAUUGUAUAGUUAACUAGCUGAUGUCGCGCGGUUUCACCCGCGUGGUUCCCAUUCCCGUAGGAAUACGGGGAUAAUACUAUAUACCUAUAGCCUUCCUCGAUAAAUGGGCUAUCUAACACUGAAAGAAUUUUUCAAGUCAGACCAGUAGUUGUUCGAGCAAACAAACAAUCUCUUCUGUUUUAUAAUAUUAGUAUAUCCCCGGUGCUUACCCUAGGUAGAAAUUUGUGCACGCCACAAGUAUGGUUAGCUAAGCUCCCGGAGACCCUUCACCAUAGAGUGAUAGUUGUGAAUGUCACGUUACUGCUUUAGUUAAUUUGUCAAUUACCUCAUACAAUUAAGAUAUGUGUUUUGUAAUGUGUUUCUUCUCAAUCAUUUUGUAAAUAAUUGAUUCUCAUUUAAUUGUAUUGUUUAUUGGUCAUGUCUCCCGGCUGUUGUUAUAGAAAUAAAUAGAAAUUGCGAAAUAAAAGAAUUUGAUUUUAUUCA
Molecule: messenger RNA, 3044 nt
Organism: Bicyclus anynana (squinting bush brown)
Lineage: Eukaryota; Metazoa; Arthropoda; Insecta; Lepidoptera; Nymphalidae
Product: E3 ubiquitin-protein ligase RFWD3
Exons: 8
Coding region: 271-2040 (589 amino acids)
Biological process (GO): interstrand cross-link repair; protein ubiquitination
Cellular component (GO): nucleus
Molecular function (GO): ubiquitin protein ligase activity; protein binding
Source: RefSeq, a predicted model, not a curated record